CCCGUCUCCGUCUAGACUCAACCGGGCAGAACCCGCGCGACCGCGCCACGGACACACCGGAGCCCGCACAAGCGACGGACGAGAGCGAUACGGAUUGUUACUCGUAGACAGGACUGUAAGGACGCUCGUGAGGUUGAUUCCGGAACGGGACUAACGGGACACGGUGUCGUUUCCCACUUUAACGGACUCGCUCGCGCUCCCUCCCUCCCCUUUACUUUGCUCUGGCACGAGACUGUGAGAAAGUGAGAAAGUCUUGAACUCCGGUAAACUCGUGCUGGAAUUCCGCGCUCCCGUGAUUCGCUGGGAUUGUCGAUAUCGUCAUGGCUCGGUUCGGGUUCGGGUUCGGGCUCGCGCUGCUGGCGCUCGGUUUGGGGCUCGCGCACGCGUUCGGGGACGAGGAGGAGAUGACCUGCGACCCGAUCCGCAUCUCCAUGUGUCAGGAUUUGGGAUACAAUGUGACCAAGAUGCCGAACCUGGUGGGAAACGUGUUGCAGUCCGACGCCGAGCUCCAGCUGACCACAUUUACACCGUUAAUACAGUACGGCUGCUCCAACCAGCUGAAGUUCUUCUUGUGCUCCGUCUACGUUCCCAUGUGCACGGAGAAGGUUCCCAUCCCGAUCGGCCCGUGCGGGAGCAUGUGCUUGUCCGUAAAGCGGAAGUGUCUUCCGGUCCUGCAGGAGUUCGGCUUCGUGUGGCCGGAGCUGCUAAACUGCAGUCUGUUCCCGCCUACGAACGACCAGAACCACAUGUGCAUGGAGGGACCGGGAGACGAGGAUCCGCCGUUCCACGCGGUCCGACCGUUCGCGCCGCAGGAGGAGGAGUGUGUGGCGCUGGGAGCCGGCGUUGAGCAGUACGCGUGGGUGAAGCGUAGCGGGAGCUGUUUGCUACAGUGCGGAUACGACGCGGGAUUGUACCGACGGCAAGCUAAAGUCUUCACUGAUGUUUGGAUGGCGGUUUGGGCGGUUCUAUGCUUCAUUUCCACUACGUUCACCGUGCUCACGUUCUUAGUCGACUCGUCCCGGUUCUCCUACCCGGAGCGACCGAUUAUUUUCCUUAGCAUGUGCUGCAACAUUUACAGCGUGGCGUUCAUCGUACGGCUAACCGUCGGACGCGAGCGGAUCUCGUGCGACAUGGAAGAAGCGCCCGUUCCCGUUUUGGUCCAAGAGGGCUUGAAGAACACCGGAUGCGCCAUCGUUUUCCUCCUCACGUAUUUCUUCGGGAUGGCGAGCUCGAUUUGGUGGGUGAUCCUGACGCUAACGUGGUUCCUAGCGGCCGGGUUGAAGUGGGGUCACGAGGCUAUCGAAAUGCACAGCUCGUACUUCCACAUCGCGGCUUGGGCAAUUCCCGCCGUUAAAACCAUCGUAAUCCUCAUUAUGCGACUCGUGGACGCCGACGACCUCUCCGGGAUGUGCUACGUUGGAAACCAGAACCUUGAUGCGCUCACCGGAUUCGUAGUUGCGCCACUUUUCACGUAUCUAGUCAUCGGGACUCUGUUUAUCGCAGCCGGACUGGUUGCGCUUUUUAAGAUCCGCUCAAAUUUACAAAAAGACGGGACUAAGACGGACAAGCUGGAGAGGCUGAUGGUUAAAAUCGGUGUGUUUUCGGUGCUAUACACGGUGCCAGCAACUUGCGUAAUUGCAUGCUACUUCUACGAAAUUUCAAAUUGGACUGACUUUCGUCAGUCAGCGCGGGAUUCGUACAUGGCGGCGGAGAUGCUGCGGAUCUUUAUGUCUCUUCUGGUGGGAAUCACAUCGGGAAUGUGGGUCUGGUCCGCUAAAACCCUUCACACGUGGCAGCGAUGUUCCCACCGACUCGUUCACACCGGGCGAAACAAUCGCGUCAAACGGACCGCCAACGGCUGGGUCAAACCGGGCAAAGGCAACGAGACCGUUGUGUGACCCGCACUCACGGUGCCUCUCGUCAUGUAGCACUAUCGUUCGUUCACUUUACGCAAAAUGUUCUUAAGAUGAUCUUACACUGGACGGUGCAGUUUUUUUCUCCGUGUAAAUAUGCACUACGCCUGCCUAACGUCAAACUCUCACUGAAGUGCCUUCGUUCUGUGCGGACGAGCUACUCGACCCGACCUGGUGCUGGAUUCUGGGAAACGUAGUUUUUUUUGCUCCUCUGUGCCGUUUACCUCGCUACCUGGUUCAUUUCUCCUGUGACUGAACGCUUAUGAAACCUGUUGCACGCCAAAAAAUUAUGUUCUUCCUCAGUACUUUUGUCUUGUUUUCCAGCACAAAUAUCAAAAAAUUCUUAAAUCAAGUUACAUUUACUUAAAGAGG
Rhinichthys klamathensis goyatoka is the source of this 2285-nucleotide messenger RNA. It is a transcript of the gene fzd4, whose product is annotated as frizzled class receptor 4. Lineage: Eukaryota; Metazoa; Chordata; Actinopteri; Cypriniformes; Leuciscidae. The record is from RefSeq and is a predicted model, not a curated record. The coding region runs from base 321 to 1898 and encodes 525 amino acids. Gene Ontology annotation, biological process: non-canonical Wnt signaling pathway; canonical Wnt signaling pathway; retina vasculature morphogenesis in camera-type eye. Gene Ontology annotation, molecular function: Wnt-protein binding; Wnt receptor activity. The transcript is spliced from 2 exons. Gene Ontology annotation, cellular component: plasma membrane.